AGCAGGGACACUUACUUUCGAACAAUGGCUGCGCUCAUGAGGAAUAUUUCGACCUCAGCCUGGGUCACCGAUACUACGUUAACCCUUCCUUUCUGGCCAUCAUCUGAAGUAGCUAAGCUUGGCCCCAAACUGACCUCUUCUUACGAUGGAUGGGGCGCGGAAAGUACCACGCUGAUGUCUGGCUACGAUUGCCAGGAAAUGAAACUCGAAAGUGCAGAGAUGAGCGAGGAGCCCUACUCGGAUGUAUGGGAUGUUAUGGUCCGCUACCCCCGCAAAGGAACACAACCUAUGGUCACUUUUGUAUUGAGCUCCACUCAAGGAUGCACGUACGAACUGAUGAUGCAUCCCAUCGUCGAUCUCGCAUACAACGGAGGUAUUACAUGGUCCAAUGCGACUACUUUCUUCCCUCAACAGCAUACCCUCCCCCUUGGCGUCGGCACUCAUCCCAUAGCUCCCAACGUUACUUCGACUCAUGUAUACGCUCGUUUGAACGCAUCCAAACAAUGUAAUGGGCAUGAUAUCAUCAUCAUGAACACACCGUGGACAGCCCCCAUCGACUAUACCCCAUUCAAAACGAGUCCUUGGAUUCCUGAAAACAUGACAUAUGAGCGCUCAGCGGACUUUCGUAUGCAAGGAAUGCUUUGUCAGUCUCAUUAUUCUAUGUCCAGGGAUAACAUAAAUGCGUUUCUGGCGGACAGCGUCGGCAACAACAUCAAUGCAAGCGCCCAAGGCCAUCAGAAUAUUCAGGACCUCCCGGAAAGUCUUCUGGACAUUGUUCAGGUACAACGAAAGACUAUGACAGACGAAUGGAGGACAUAUUUUGAUAGAGAAACCAUGCGGCUCGACGCUCUUCAAGCUGCUGGGCCUGAUCUGGCACCUCCAUGGGCUGCUAGAUUUCCAGGAUAUUCUGGAUUGGCACCUAUGCUUGCUGUGCUCUCGGACUUUGACUUGGUCUCUCUAAUGAACGACCGAAACAUCGUUAAAACAGCAGCAAGAGUGAAGGGGAGAUUUUUCACGGAAAUGAUCCGUGAAACACUGAACUCACCAGACCUCUUUCAAACCAAUACUGUCGUGGGAACCGCCACCGUUGUUCAGGAGAGAGUAGUCGUUUUGGUCGAGAUCGGAUUCGCCCUUGCUGCGCUUUUCUUCGCUUCGACCGUGCUGCUUGUGGCGAUCUAUUGGACAUCUCGCCUGUCACAUCGGCCACUCAAGCUGAGUUCGGACCCCUCAAGCAUUGUUGGUUUGAGUCUCUUAUUGCAACCCCACCUGGUAAAAAAUGCAACUUUCAGAAAGAUGCAUAACGAAUCGAGGGAGGAUUUGUAUAAAUCACUCCGAAAAGAGAGUUACCUGACUUCAGACAUGUAUUUGAUUCAGGGGAGUGCCCAGCCCGCUAUUGUUAAAUCACCUAUUAAGAUCAAGCGUGACUGGAGGCCGCGUGUCAUUCGUACGCGAAUGUUACUUGCCUUAGGUGCUUUGCUUACAUCCAUCGUAACGGCUAUCUUAACAUUGAAUGCCUUCUCCCUUCGAUCGCAGCUAUCACAGACUGGCUUUAUCUAUGAGGCCGAUAUAUCUAAGCUUAAGCUUAGUUUUCCAACAUUCGCGCCCAUAUCUAUAGCUCCAACCGUUGCUAGUAUCGCAAUUGGUCUGUGGUGGGACCAGUUGGAUAUGACAUUUAGAAUACUCCAGCCCUAUGUAUCGAUGUCUCGAGGACCAACUCCGAUCAAUGCUGGAGCUGGUUUGACGUACACAUCCAAAACGUGGGCCGGUGCGGCUUUCAAAGCUGCGCGUUACAAACACUGGAUAUUGUUCUUGGUCACAGUUGGCUCUGUCCUAGCUCAGGUCCUUACGGUCUCGAUGUCAGCGCUUUUUGAAAAAGCUUCGACAAAUGUCACACAGCAAAUGACGGCACAGCAAAGUCUGGAAAUCCGACACGAGCCAUUGGUUUCUGAAAUCGAAUUGACUUUUAGGCAUGGAAUACAGUAUACACCAUCACUCGUUCUGAACGAGUUGUACCUUAACCCACGGAAGAACUGGCUUUUCGGCGCCGGGAUCAAGCAUUCAUUCAAUGGAUCUGAGCUGCCAUGGACCUUAGGAGGAUGGAACUUUCUACCGGUUGACCUCGCACAAUUUUCAACGUCCAGAGAUCCGCAACAUUCACCAGAUUUUAGCGAAAAUCGCGUGUUUGCAUCCACCAACGUGAGUCUGGAGGUACCUGCGAUCAAAGCACGCCUGGACUGUAAACCGGUCGAGGAAGUCGCGGAGACAUCUUCCUGGCUCGAAAUCGCCAAUUUUACGGGCUCCCGUUCAAUUACGAAGAAUGACAUUGCACGACUCAAUAGCACAGGGGGCUUUGAGCUUUAUCAGCUCUCGGGCAAUAUGUUUCAAAAUAGCUCUUCUCAAACCACAAUUCUUGCGGACGCAACAGCAAUAAGUUGUUGCUCGAAUGGCACGAUGGAACAACCACGCCGAAACGCCAUAGGGUAUUGGUCUGUUGCUACACCCAAUAACGAAAGCUUUCCGUUUACCUCUGCAUCCUGGCCCUUAUCGUUUGUCACAAAAUGGAUUGUUGGCGAAGGCAUAACAGUGCAGUACAGAAAUGAAGAGCACUAUCUCUAUUUCAGAGAGAAGCCAAAAAUGCAGGCCGCCCGGUGCCAACCAGUAAUAGAAACAACAGAAGCCACCGUCUCAGUUGAUGCACAUUCUGGUGCCGUUCAUUCAUACGAGAUCAAGAAGCCUGUGUCGCCGAUCGAUUUUGCAUGGGCAGAAGUUUUCGUAAAGCAUCAGCUCAUGAAUGCUAGUCUGGGACCUCUUGAUGACCUGUACGAAGGACCAAUGAAUGUAACCACAUCUUUUGGUGUUGUAUUUCUUCUCUCCAUGCUUAGGUCUCUCAUGAGGGACCCAAUAUUCGGGAUGCCCAAGGAAAGGCUCGACGAGAAUGCGUUCGUGUUCCGAGACCCUGAACUCGGUACCAACAUGGAUCUCAUGACGAACACGAUGUACUCUCUAGUAGGCAGCGACCCAGAAGUACUGCUCGAUUACCGAACUCUCGCAGAUACAGCUGAUCGCACAUUCCAGUCGUUCUUUCAGGAAUUCGUAAAUAGCGAUUUAUCGUUGAAAAAUGGCGGUUAUGCUUACCAGCCCGUUGGUGAUCAGAGUAUGAGGAAUAUUGGCCGACCCGUCAACGAAAACGGAACAAUUAUUUCGAGACGAGCAAUUCCUGAUCCAAACCCGUAUCGAAAUAUCACGGCCUCCGUAUCGAAUCGCAUUCGCCUUCUCCACAUGAACACUGUAGCGACCUACAUAUCAACAGCAAUUCUCGUAUGGCUCAUCGCAACAACAUUUAUUAUCAUCAGUGUGCAGCGAAAGUACACAAGCCUGAUGAUGCGCGACGUGAAACUGAUAGCCGACAUGCUAGUCCUUGUUGCUGGCAGCGACAAAUUCCUUGAGCUAGUGCAGGAGCAAGGUGUAGCACUGAAGAAAGACAAGCAAAUCCAAACUAAGCUUGGUUGGUUCAAAGACCGGGACGGUGAAGUUCGCUGGGGUAUCGAAGUGGUUGGUGGAGAAGAUGCGGUUGAAUGGGUAGAAGCGCCAAAAGUAGGUUUUCAUAUUCGUGAAAAAGGUACAUCUGGGAUACCUUUGCUUCCGUGGAAAAAGGGUCAACCUUCUACAAAACCAAGGACAGAUAGUUCUGUAUGAUUAGCUAUGUAGUCUUGCAUCUUUGAUGCACUUUAAUUUUUUUUUUCCAAUAUUACAUGGUGCCCUUUCAG
Bipolaris sorokiniana ND90Pr is the source of this 3767-nucleotide messenger RNA. RefSeq lists its product as uncharacterized. The record is from RefSeq and is a predicted model, not a curated record. Lineage: Eukaryota; Fungi; Ascomycota; Dothideomycetes; Pleosporales; Pleosporaceae. The coding region runs from base 25 to 3696 and encodes 1223 amino acids. The transcript has 2 exons.